GAAAGACUUCUUUAGCAAGUUCGACGAGAGUGGUGAUGGCUCCAUCGAUGCGGAGGAGCUGAUGAAAGGUAUCACCUUCAUGUCGCUCGCCGGCAACCUCCGCACGUCCAUCUCGACACCACCGCCGGACCUCAAGGAAGUGGAGCAGCUCUUUCGGCUUAUCGACGCCGACGGGGAUGGAACGCUGGACUACAUGGAGUUGGAUAUCGUGAUGAAGACGGUGCAG
Symbiodinium necroappetens is the source of this 226-nucleotide messenger RNA. Lineage: Eukaryota; Dinophyceae; Suessiales; Symbiodiniaceae. The record is from the annotation of a GenBank genome assembly.